This is a messenger RNA of Myodes glareolus (Bank vole), 1318 nucleotides long. Lineage: Eukaryota; Metazoa; Chordata; Mammalia; Rodentia; Cricetidae. The record is from RefSeq and is a predicted model, not a curated record.
UUUUCUCAGUUCAGUUCCUUCACAACCAAUAUCUUACUUUGAGCUUCUGCAGAAGAGCAAAGGCAGGUACCACCAUGGUAAAGUUUCUACUGCUGGCUUUGGCAUUUGGUCUGGCUCAUGCUCAUGCUGAGAUUGAUGGAAAAUGGGUUACCAUUGCCAUUGCUGCUGACAAUGUGAACAAGGUAAAGGAAGGAGGACCUCUGAGAAUCUACCUUCGUGAACUUACUUGUACUGACGCCUGUAAUAGAUUGGGAGUCACAUUUUAUAUCAAGGCGAAUGGCCAAUGUACAAAGACCACAAUCAUUGGGAAUAGACAAGAAGAUGGCAAGUAUAGAGCACAGUUUGAAGGUGACAACACAUUUGGGCCUGUGUAUGCAACACCAGAGUUUACAAUCUUUGCCAAUCAUAAUGUGGAUAGAACUGGCCAGACAACAAACAUGAUUUAUGUUUAUGGAAAAGGUCAACCUUUGACUCCUGAACAAUAUGAAAAAAUUGAGGAAUUUGCUAAGGUCCAGAACAUUCCAAAAGAAAACAUUCAAGAUGUUCUGGCUACAGAUAUUUGUCCUAAAUAAUCACCAUCUUUAGGUGAGAAAAUGAUAAAAAGAGGAUCUCUGGGCUAAACUAAGAUAUUUGAGAUGCUUCGGUGCAAGGAAAUAGCAUGUCUGAAAAAGCAGAUGAAUGGCUCCUGAGAAUUGACAUAAAAGGAUGAAAUUUGAGGAUUCCUGAGUGAUGUGGGAAGUUCUACUGUAUAUGUGUUGAUUUUAUUGGUUAAUUUGAAUAAAGCUAAUUUUGGCUAAUGAAUUAACAGAGUACAGCAAGGUAGGAAAUCUAAACAGAGAUGUAGAGGGAGAGAGAGUGUAGGCAGAGUUGGAGAGAAACCAUGUAGCCACCACAGGAGACAGAGGCCUUGAUGGGAGCUCACUGAGAAAUUUCCAAUAGGCUACGGCCUUGUGAUAAUGCAGAGAUUAAUGAAGACAGGUUAGUUUAGGGUAUAAGAGAUAGCUAAAUAUAUACUUAAGGCAUUGACCAAACAGUAUUGCAAAUAAUAUAAUUUCUGUGUGAUUAUUUUGGGGUCAGAGUAGUUGUGAACGAAGGAACAGCCUCUGUCAAUACCUAAGCUUGCCCUACAUGUGAAAGCCACUUAAGCCCAAUUUUGAUAGGGGGUUGAUUUUAAAAAGUUGUAUGUCUUGGGAAAAAGGAGAGAAAACUUGGUCAGUUGACUUUGUUGUCUAAAACUCACUGUCUCUGGCAAAUUUCAAUUUCCCUUUUUAAAUUUUUGCUGGCAAAAUUAAAUUAAAAUUUCCUUUUGAAACACUUU